UCUGCAAUAUCUCUUUUUGAUCUCAGAUCCGAUUUUUAUCAAAUACCCUUUUCUCUCUCUUUCUGAUAUGGCCACCGAAGAAGCUGUAGCGGUAGUUGAGGCACCUCCGGCCGUCGUGGAAGCUGAGCCGGCGGCGGUUGUUCAACCGGCGGAGAAUGCAGGAAAGGUCAAGACGGUUAAGGAGCCUAAACCUAGGAAGGCCAGAAACCCUCCUACUCAUCCUCCUUAUCUUGAGAUGAUUACCGAAGCGAUUGUAUCGCUUAAGGAGAAGAAUGGAUCGAGUCAGUACGCGAUCACGAAGUUCAUUGAGGAGAAGCAGAAACAGCUUCCUCCUAAUUUCAAGAAAUUGUUGUUGGUUCAGCUGAAGAAACUUGUUUCGACUUCCAAAUUGGUGAAAGUGAAAGCUUCUUUCAAGCUUCCUGCUCAGUCGAAGGUGGCGAAGUCUGCCGCCGCUGCUCCUGCCAAGAAGAAACCGGCACCGGCACCGGCGAAGGCUAAGAAGACUGUGAAACCGGCUGAGAAGAAGAAGGCGCCAGCCAAGCCUAAGGCCGCCGCCGCAGCUAAACCUAAGCCAGCAGCAGCUAAACCUAAGCCAGCCGCGAAGGCGAAGACGGCCAAACCUGUUUCAAAAGCGAAGCCAGCUGCUGCUAAACCUAAGGCCAAGGCUAAGGCGAAGCCUGUAGUUGCUGCCAAAGCUGCUAAGCCAGCUGCGAAAGCGAAACCCGCAGCUAAGCCGAAGGCUGCUGCUGCUGCUGUGGCACCCAAGGCAAAGGAAACUGUGAAGCCGAAGGUAGCUGCGAAGCCAGCUAAAGUGGCUAGGACUUCUACAAGGACAUCUCCUGGAAAGAGAGCUGCGGCUCCGAAACCGGCGCCGAAGAAGACUCCGGUGAAGAAGGCGGCGGCUCCGGCUAAGGCGGUGAAGGGGAAGGCGGUGAAGUCGCCGGCGAAGAAAGCAGCGGCAGGUGGUAAGGGGAAGAAGAAAUGAAGAGGAAGCCGCAAAUUGGGGGCUGUUGUCUGCAGGGGUAGUCCUGUAAAUUUGUCGAACUUUGUGGGUCUUUUACCCAUGGAAAAAGGGUUUUUACUAUAUAGUUUGGUUCUGUUAGUAUAGUUUUUUUUAUUUUUAAUUUUUUUUCUUAUCUUUUGGGGUCUCUGUAACUUGGGGGUAUUUUUCAUUUGUCUUUUUGGACCAUUUUAGUGGAGGAGAAGAAUCAGUUCUAGAACUUCAAUCA
Impatiens glandulifera is the source of this 1229-nucleotide messenger RNA. RefSeq names its product histone H1-like. The record is from RefSeq and is a predicted model, not a curated record. Gene Ontology annotation, cellular component: nucleosome; nucleus. NCBI's taxonomy places the organism in Eukaryota, Viridiplantae, Streptophyta, Magnoliopsida, Ericales, Balsaminaceae. Gene Ontology annotation, biological process: nucleosome assembly; chromosome condensation; negative regulation of DNA recombination. Gene Ontology annotation, molecular function: nucleosomal DNA binding; double-stranded DNA binding; structural constituent of chromatin. The coding region runs from base 68 to 985 and encodes 305 amino acids. The transcript is spliced from 2 exons.